AACCUCCGGUCCCGCAAAUCCUUCUGCCGCUCUUGACGAUGACCACAUCCGUUCCUGGGGAAAAAAGGGAAACCCCAAACAGAAGACCAUUGGUCGGCUGAUCGUGCCACGCAGGAAAAAUUGGAAAGCCAUGGAGUUACUGGAGGAGGACCUCACGUGCCCGAUAUGCUGCUGUCUCUUCGAGGAUCCGCGCGUGCUCCCCUGCUCUCACAGCUUCUGCAGAAAGUGCCUCGAGGGCAUUCUGGAUGGACAGCGGGGUCCCGUGUGGCGCCCUCCGUUCAAAUGUCCCAGCUGCCGCAAAGAAACUUCCCACAAUGGUAUCGCGAGCUUGCAAGUAAAUUAUUCCCUGCGGGGAAUCGUAGAGAAAUACAACCGCAUUCGCGUCCUGCCGAGAAUGUCCCUCUGCCGCGAACACCACGGGCAACCGCUCAACAUCUUUUGCGCCACAGACUUAAAACUUAUCUGCGGGUUUUGCGCCACCACGGGCGACCACCGAGGACACACAUUCUGCGCUCUGCAGGACGCGUACGAGCAGGAGAGGGCCGCCUUCGAGGAGCUGUUCCGCGGGCUCGAGAGCUGGCGCAGCGCCGAGGUUCUCUCGUGCCUGGAAGCGCUGGAGAGCAGCAAGAAGAAGGCGCUGCAGCUCGUCUCCAGAGACGCGGACCGAGUCACCGAAUACCUCGACAAACUUCUCCGCACGCUUGAGCACAAGCGGAGCGAAAUUCUCUCCGAUUUUGAGACUCUGAAAUUGACGGUGAUGCAAACUUACGACCCGGAGAUCAGCAAGCUGCGUGCCGUGCUGGAGGAACAGAGACGCGCGCUUAACAUCGCCGAGUCGUUCAGGUCCCUAACAGACCCGCUUGCCUUCCUUCAGCAGAUGCAGGACUUUCGCGAGACUCUGCGUGUGAUCAAGGAGACGCCACUGGUACCACCACGGAACGAUGAUGUUGACGUGGGACCUCUUGUUCGGAACUUCGAUGUGCAGCAGUGGGAUUCGGUCAGGCUCGGUGAUGUAGACAGCCUCUGCGCUCCGCACGAGAGCAGCGCUGCUCAGCGGUCAUCGGCCAGCCCAGCUGCUCCACGGCUCUCCCGCGCUCUCUGGAGAUUCGUCCUCUUCGCGUGCGUGUGCCUGUCUGUCACGGCUCUGAUUCCAGCGGACUGCCUCGCGCACACCACCCCGGAACGAGUGGCUGCCUUGAGCCGAGCUUACCUGCCCGCGCCCGAAGAGGUCCUCCACCUGGCCGGAUGCUGCUGGAGAGAGGCAGCGGGGCUCUGUGCGUUCCUGAUGGAGCUCUGUCAGAACUGUAUCCUAAACCUGAUUAACACCAGCGCAGACUUCAUCAGCUGAUCAGUGAAUGCAUCGACAGCCUGUUCGAUUUGUAGUUGUUGUUGUGGUAGGCACAUAGACCCUACUUGCCUUUCUUUCUGAACAAGCCUUAUCAUUUAGUUUCACCAUGUGUGUGAAAAAUACUACCGUAGUGGUUUCUAAAUUGCCAUAAUAUUGUGAAUUAAAUCAUUCGGAGGCGCAUAUAAUGUUUUAAACACAACCUAAACGACAGGCUAACAUAACCGACCGUUUUCUUCAGCCAAUGACAACGAAAUCUAACUUUUGUCUGUUUAUAGAAUAGUUUUUGUCCGUGAUAAAACAUGACUUCAGCUUUUGCUGCUGGUCCGUUUAAAUUUCAGCUCCCGGGUUAGAGUAUGUAGGUCAGGGUUGACCUUUGUUUUUCUACGCGUCUUUUUUUUACCUUUUAAUGUGUGUUCUUAGGGUGUCAGUUGAGUGUGUGUUUGUGUUCUUACAUGCCCUCUCCCCGAUCUGUCUAUAGGGUAUCGCUCUGCAUGUGCACUUCUCCCCCCCCCCCCCUCUCCUCCUCUCUCCAAGGCACUUCUCCGUUUAUUUACCGAGCCUUACAUUUCGAACAAAAUAAAAUAAGCAGUUUAAGUUCUUA
Clupea harengus (Atlantic herring) is the source of this 1949-nucleotide messenger RNA. It is a transcript of the gene trim13, whose product is annotated as tripartite motif containing 13. Gene Ontology annotation, molecular function: zinc ion binding. NCBI's taxonomy places the organism in Eukaryota, Metazoa, Chordata, Actinopteri, Clupeiformes, Clupeidae. The record is from RefSeq and is a predicted model, not a curated record.